UACCAUGAUGCCCUGUAUGCCGUGUUUUGGUGGGGUACAGGAAGUACUGACGUCCUCCUGAAGCUCGCUCGAUUUAUUCGGGGUAGACGUUUCUGAAUGAAAGACAGUCUUUGCCUGUAAAAGAACAACAUGUUAUCAAUGGAUAUGGAAAAGCAACGGGGACGUAAUGCAUCUCUUGCUAUAGCUGCCAUAGUAGUCCUCGUGGGGAUUCCUCUGUGGUGGAGAACAACAGAGACAUAUCGUGCUUGGCUGCCGAUGUCACAAAUCCGUGAACUGGAUUCAUUGCAUCUCCACCUUACCGUGGAAGUGGAGGUGGUGUUUGCCCAGGGUACACUUACACCUGAUCAACAAAAGAAGCUUCCACUGAGUCAGGUUCGUGAACAAGAGCACCACGCGGAUACUGAAACAGAUCUCAAGUAUAGAUAUGAGACUAAAUACCGAACAGCUACGAUCAUGGAGGAAGACGCCCUGAAUCAGCCAAAUGCUGCAGAGGCAGACAAGUCCUUGCACAUCCUAAGUGAGAGUCCCUGUGGUUCGGUUGUUGUGUAUGUUUUACCUGAAUCUUCUACCAUACUACCAGAGGGUGUGGGAGUAUAUGUGGGACUGAAAAGGACAGCACUGGUCAAAUUUGAACUCAGAAAAGGAGGAGCAGCGUUGAAGGAUGUUCUGUCUGCAAUAGACCCUGAGGUGGAGCAGGUGGUCCAGACCAUGUCCUUCAGCCACCAGGACAUCAUUGCAGCGCUUAGCAACCGCAUCCGGCUGGCAAAGGUCAGCAGGGAAAGCCUAGUGGACAGUAUGAGGGCCUUUAAGUCCAGUCCUGGCUAUGAGAUCACAUUCAGUCUUCUAAAUCCCAGUCCCCAAUCCCACAGGCUACAAUGGGACAUUGAGGGUGCUGUGCAGCAAUACAUCCAACCUUUACUGGACAAGAUGGCUGUUGUGGCAAAUUUCUCUGUGGAUUCUCAAAUUCUGUACUAUGCUGUUCUUGGAGUGAAUCCUCGCUUUGACAAAACUGCGUCAGCCUACACACUCAGUGCCGACAGUCUUGCACACGUCAUUAACCCAGUGGAAGCCAGGCUAGGCUCAAAUGCAGCAUCCUCCAACCCAGUGCUCAACUUCCUCCUCUAUGUCCCAGACCCUCACCACUCCCCACUCUUCAUCCGGGAUCACAGGAAGCAGGAAGUGUCAUCAAAUGCAUUCCACAGUCCUCGUUGGGGUGGCAUUAUGGUCUAUAAUGUGAAUGAUAUGUACAGCAAAGACUCCACCUUCCCAGUUGACCUUAACAUUGAUAUGAGUAAAGUGAUGGGUGUUUUCUUGGCACAGCUUAGGCUCCUGUUAGGGGUUCAGCAGGUGCGUCCCCCCAAAGGCUUUGAACUCCAGGGCCCAGGCAGCGCAGGAGUAACUGACUGGGAGCUGGACCGGCUUCUGUGGAGCCGCAGUGUGGAGAAUGUGGCUACAGCCAGUGCCACGAUCACCUCUCUUUCCCAACUACUGGAUGAAAUUGGUAAUAUUGUCAUCAAUGACAACAUUGCACAACAAGUACUCAAUGCAGUGACAUCUCUACAGGCAGCUAUUGCUGAGCUAGAGGCUGGAAACUUGGCCUUUGCUUUGCAAUACAGUAGAGAAGCCAUUUUAGCAUCUGAAUGUGCCUUUUUUGACCCGUCAUUGCUGCAUCUCCUGUAUUUCCCAGACGAUCAGAAGUUUGCUAUCUACAUCCCCCUGUUCUUGCCAAUGUGUGUCCCGAUACUGCUCUCACUACUGAAGAUUGUCAGUGAGAUACGGCAGAGGAGGGCAGAGAAAAGUGCCAAAAAAGACUAACAACAGUCCGUCUCAUUUAAGGACACACAACACUCACCGUUUGAACUGUACCCUCAGGUAUUGCACUGAAUGAUGGGAGACACUGGAGCAGGGCCUAAACUGUUAGGUAAAUGUUAUUGACUCAGUAGCUAGUUAUUGAUAAUUUAUUUGAAUUCUGUUUUGUUUAAAUAAAUAAAUUGUAUGCUGUGAAGUUAAUGCGAUACAUGCCUUUUAAUAAAACUUUUUGUUAAAGUAUAGACCUAUGUUAAGUGAAUUCAGUAUUACAAGUGAAAAUACGAGCAUGUAAAUGAAUACAGAGCAAACUAUACCUAUCCCACAAUGUGGAACUCUUCUGAUAGAAACAAACAAAAAAGAAAUCACCAAAAUGCAGCAUAUUUAACCAUCUGCAUGUGAUAAUACAUUGCCUGUCACUGUUUUUCACAUUAACUAACUAAUAUAGAGAUUCAAUAAAAUGAAUUGAACCCUCUUUACCGUUAAGACUUUCUGGUGAGGAGUAUAAUUAAAUGAGAAUAUAUUACACAGUCACAUGGUCAAGACUAGUUUCCACUGCAGCAGAACAUUUCCAGAACAGGCCAUGCCCAUCACUAUGGCUGACUAUCAGAAAAUGUACUUUUCUCAUACUUUACGCAGUUUCUCGUACAUUCUCAGACUUACCACUGAUCCAUGGGGCAUAACAGUUCACUUUUUUAGUGUCUUCACUGCAUGAAACUGUCUCCCAGAAGACAAAAGGUCUAUUCAAAUUAUUACAUAUUCAUCUUUUGUCGA
Messenger RNA from Clupea harengus (Atlantic herring), 2580 nucleotides. It is a transcript of the gene pigs, whose product is annotated as phosphatidylinositol glycan anchor biosynthesis, class S. Gene Ontology annotation, biological process: attachment of GPI anchor to protein. Gene Ontology annotation, cellular component: GPI-anchor transamidase complex. The record is from RefSeq and is a predicted model, not a curated record. NCBI's taxonomy places the organism in Eukaryota, Metazoa, Chordata, Actinopteri, Clupeiformes, Clupeidae.